Hippopotamus amphibius kiboko is the source of this 317-nucleotide messenger RNA. Its product is annotated as eotaxin-like. Gene Ontology annotation, biological process: chemokine-mediated signaling pathway; positive regulation of ERK1 and ERK2 cascade; cellular response to tumor necrosis factor. The transcript is spliced from 4 exons. The record is from RefSeq and is a predicted model, not a curated record. Lineage: Eukaryota; Metazoa; Chordata; Mammalia; Artiodactyla; Hippopotamidae. Bases 12 to 317 code for a protein of 101 amino acids. Gene Ontology annotation, cellular component: extracellular region. Gene Ontology annotation, molecular function: chemokine activity; CCR chemokine receptor binding.
UCCCCCUCAACAUGAAGGUCUCUGCAAUGCUUCUGUGUCUGCUGGUCACAGCAUCCAUCUUCAGCACCCAGGUGCUGGCUCAGCCAGAUGCCCUUGCAUCUUCUAUCCCAACCAUCUGCUGCUUUAAUGUGGCCAGAAAGAAGAUCCCCAUUCAGCGACUGAAGAGCUACAUAAGAAUCACCGGCAGCAAAUGUCCCCAGAGAGCUGUGAUCUUCAGCACCAAACAGGACAAGAAGAUCUGUGUUGACCCCCGGGAGAAGUGGGUCCAGGAUGCCGUGAAGUACCUGGACCAAAAAUCCCAAACUUUAAAGCCAUAA